Messenger RNA from Aaosphaeria arxii CBS 175.79, 1448 nucleotides. RefSeq names its product glutaryl-CoA dehydrogenase-like protein. The transcript has 4 exons. The record is from RefSeq and is a predicted model, not a curated record. Gene Ontology annotation, molecular function: glutaryl-CoA dehydrogenase activity; fatty-acyl-CoA binding; flavin adenine dinucleotide binding. Lineage: Eukaryota; Fungi; Ascomycota; Dothideomycetes; Pleosporales. Bases 83 to 1363 code for a protein of 426 amino acids. Gene Ontology annotation, cellular component: mitochondrial inner membrane. Gene Ontology annotation, biological process: fatty acid beta-oxidation using acyl-CoA dehydrogenase; fatty-acyl-CoA biosynthetic process.
CGAUUGUUUCUUUACUCCUUACCAUUAUACAUAUUUCCUUUUCAAUAGACCAAAUAUCAUAUUUCUCGUAUCUCUUAACAAUAUGUUGACUCCUUUUCGUAGAGUUGCUGCAAAGCAAUUGGGAAAAUCAGGACAGACUGCGAUUGCCGGUAGACGCCAUCUACACGCCCCCGUGGCGUUUAACUGGCAAGACCCUUUGGGUGCCAACAACCUCUUCACUGAGGAUGAGUUGGCAAUUGCAGAGACUGCAGAGUCGUACUGCCAGGAGCGGAUGCUUCCUCGAGUGUUAGAGGCAUAUCGGAAAGAGGAUUUUGAUAGGAAGAUCUUGGAAGAGAUGGGAGAUCUGGGGUUCUUGGGCGCCACGAUUCAAGGCUACGGCUGUGCAGGUGUCAGCAGCGUUGCCUCGGGUCUCAUCACAAGGGCUGUAGAGAGGGUCGAUUCAGGAUAUCGAUCUGGAUACUCUGUCCAGAGUGCAUUGGCCAUGGGUGGCAUUGAAGAAUUCGGAUCAGAAGAGCUCAAAGAGAGGCUAUUGCCUCAGAUGGCUAAGGGAAAGUUGCUGGGAUGCUUUGGGUUGACUGAGCCAAACCAUGGAUCUGACCCAGGCUCUAUGGAAACGAUAGCUAAGCCCCACCCUUCGAAGAAAGGAUACUAUGUUCUUUCUGGCUCCAAGACUUGGAUCACCAACUCCCCCAUUGCAGACGUACUUUUGGUGUGGGCGAAGCUGGAGAGCACGGGCAAGAUUCGUGGAUUCGUUAUUGAGCGUGACCAAUGCCCACCCGGUACUCUCGAAACACCCGCCAUCAAGAACAAGAAUGGGCUGCGAGCUUCUAUAACAGGAAUGAUUCAAAUGGACGACUGUCCAGUCCCUGAAGCCAACAUGUUUCCGGAAGUUGAAGGACUUAGGGGUCCAUUCAGCUGCCUCAACAACGCGAGAUAUGGCAUUGCGUGGGGAACCAUGGGUGCGCUGGAAGACUGCAUUUCUCGAGCAAGAGAUUAUGCCCUAGAGCGAAAGCAAUUCAAGGGCAAUCCGAUUGCCAAGUAUCAGUUGGUCCAGAAGAAACUUGCGGAUGCGUCCACAGACGCUGCUUAUGGUAUUGUGGCAGCUGCACAGGUCGGAAGGCUGAAGGAUGAGGGCAAGGCAGCUCCGGAGAUGAUCUCAAUGAUCAAAAGGCAGAAUUGCGAUCGAGCUUUGGUGAAUGCACGGGCCUUGCAAGAGAUAUUCGGAGGCAACGCGGUGAGCGAUGAGUACGGAAUAGGGAGACAUGUGGCCAAUCUCUUCGUCACACAGACAUACGAGGGCCAGAGUGACAUCCAUUCUUUGAUUCUUGGAAGAGCAAUUACUGGCGUUCAGGCUUUCUGCUGAUAGCCCUAGUACUGUAUGUAGAUACAUAAAGCAUGCGUGAUUCCAUAGCAAAUAUGAUGGCAAAAAGCACCGUUGAGCAGAGCAC